AAGCGAUGGAGAUGGAGCAGUACCCUAGCUCGCUCAUUUGUUUCUCCAGCAGCAGCAACCUCUCACUCUGAUCGACCUCGUCGAUCUCCCAUGAAGAUCGGGUGCGACGCGUGCGAGCGCGCGGAGGCGGCGGUGCUGUGCUGCGCCGACGAGGCCGCGCUCUGCCGCAGCUGCGACGCCGCCGUCCACUCCGCCAACAAGCUCGCCGCCAGGCACCACCGCGUCGCGCUGCUCCCGUCGUCCACCGCUCACCCUCCCUCGUCCACCAGUCCCAUCGCCGACGACGGCAGCGGCAGCGGCGGCGGCGGCGGCGACGGCCACCCCGCCUGUGACAUCUGCCAGGAGAAGACGGGCUACUUCUUCUGCCUCGAGGACCGCGCCCUGCUGUGCCGGCCCUGCGACGUCGCCGUCCACGCCGCGGGCGUCCACGUCUCGUCCCACCGGCGCUUCCUCAUCACCGGCGUCCGUGUGGGCGACGUCGAGAGCCUGAGCCACGGUGUCCCCGGCAGUGAUGGCGGCGCCAGCCCAAGCACGACCAGCAGCGGCAACGGGAGCAGCAACGCUCCCGGCAGCAGCUCCGGCGGCGGCAACCCGACGACGACGACGACGACGACGACCAUGCCCGACCAAGUGCGGCCGUCGUCGUCGUCGUCGAUCCGCGCCACGGCAGCGACGACGGCAGAGGGCUCGCCGGGGCAGUGGCAGCAGUGGCUGUGGAGUGACUUCUUGGCCGACGACGUUGGCGGUGGCGGUGGCGUUGACAUGGAGGAGGAGUGCUGCCAUGCUGAGCUAUCUGAACCUGGCUCCUCCGGCCUUACUAGAUCCUGACAUGUUGAGAUCUCAUCACAUGAUUGAGAUGAUGAUUCCUAGAAUCAGCUGAUGAUCAAAGAACAAAUGUAGUAUCAAGUCAAAGUGUUUGCUGAGCUUUUUUUUUUCAUUCCUACGCAAACUCUUCAGAAUUAAAAGAUUAUAAACUAUACUCCGGUUCCAUAACUUCGGUUGUUCUGAACAAAAAUCAA
Sorghum bicolor (sorghum) is the source of this 1019-nucleotide messenger RNA. Its product is annotated as B-box zinc finger protein 24. Gene Ontology annotation, molecular function: zinc ion binding. The coding region runs from base 91 to 828 and encodes 245 amino acids. NCBI's taxonomy places the organism in Eukaryota, Viridiplantae, Streptophyta, Magnoliopsida, Poales, Poaceae. Gene Ontology annotation, biological process: photomorphogenesis; regulation of DNA-templated transcription. The record is from RefSeq and is a predicted model, not a curated record. The transcript has 2 exons. Gene Ontology annotation, cellular component: nucleus.